GAACACUAAAAUCGAUGACGUAUUUCACACAUAUAUAUAGAGGCAUUAUGCACUUAUAUCCCAAUUUGGAAAUCAGCUGUAGAAUUCUUGUUAACUAACAAUAACAUAGAAUAAACAAUAUUGUUGAAACCGAAUGGUACCCCAUCAGUGCCUUGAUAUUUGAUGCAGCUGACGUUUAUUGUUUGAAUUUGAACUUGAAUCAUGGGAAGGAAGAACAGAAGCAAGAAAAGCAACAUUCAGUCCAAGGGAGCUGCGAAUUGCACGGAAGAAAAACAACAGUUGUCUAAAGCAGCUAAACGUGAUGUCAUGGACCUUGUUAGAGUUCUGCUGGAGAAGUGCUCUAUACCUCCCACUUCAAGUGGAAAAGAAUUUGAAGAAUAUUUGGAAAUCAGAGAAACAGUUGAACAGAUACGAGAAAUUCAGAAAGACCUUACCUACAAGUCAGAUGAGCGAGCUGACAAGUUUUCAGUGUUCAUGGACUGGUUGAAGUCAAGAUCUGUUGAUACGAGCUGUGUAGGAAUUAAUAAAUUUGAUGGAUUUGGAUACGGUCUGCAAGCGAGCAAAGAUCUCAAGGAGGAGGAGUGGUUUCUCAGAAUACCUCGAGAUGUCAUGAUGACAUCCGAUUCAGCACAGAAAUCUGUUCUUGGUCCCCUGAUCAAUGCUGACAAGAUUCUGCAAGUGAUGCCUAGUGUGGUGCUGGCACUGCACCUUUUGUGUGAGAGACGAUCAGAACAGUCGCCAUGGAAACCAUACCUGGACAUUCUGCCUGACACCUAUAACACGCCUCUGUACUUUACACCUGACGAUGUGAAACUCCUCAAAGGUUCUCCUGCUCAAAGUGAUUGUAUGAACCAGUUCCGGAACAUCGCACGUCAGUAUGGCUAUUUCUACAAGCUGUUCCAAUCAGACCCGGCUAUAGCAGCCAGUCUGCCCAUCAAGGAUGUGUUUACAUAUGACGACUACAGAUGGGCAGUUUCUACAGUGAUGACCAGACAGAACCAGAUCCCGACCCCAGAUGGCAACAAGAUGACCUUUGCCCUCAUACCUCUGUGGGACAUGUGCAACCACUGUAGUGGAAUUAUCACAACAUCAUUUAACCUUGAACAGAAUUGCAGUGAAUGUUACGCUUUGAGAGACUACACACAAGGAGACCAGAUCUUCAUUUUCUACGGAGCCAGAUCUAACGCAGAGUUACUCGUCAACAAUGGAUUUGUGUACAUGGAAAAUGAGCAUGAUCGCACAGCUGUGAGACUGGGCAUUGGAAAAGCAGACCCAUUACUUGAUUUGAAAUCCAAGUUGCUGGCCCGCUGUGGUCUGGAGCCUUCUAGAACGUUUUACCUCCACACUGGGGAGUAUUCAGUGGACAGCAAUCUCCUCAUAUUCCUGAGAGUGUUCCAAAUGGAUGAAGAUACUUUAAAGUCAAAGUGUUCACGAGAAAAUGUUGAGGAGGUCAAGGCUGAACUUGGUGACCUUAACAAGGUCGUUUCCAUAGAAACCGAGUCUAAGGUCUGGAGUUUUCUAGAGACCAGAACUGGGCUGCUGUUGAGAGGAUAUGAGACAUCGUUAGAGGAUGAUGAGGUGCUAUUGAAAUCUGAUAGACUCAGCGGCUGCCAGCGUCUUUGUGUUCAGUUACGUUGCCUUGAGAAGAGAAUCUUCAAGUCCAGUUUGGAAUUUGCGUCUCGCCAGAAACAGAAAUUAGCACCUAGUUCUGGAACAUAAAUCUGUGUGGACAACCCUUAGGCCUAUUUAUUUUAAUUGCACUUUCUAUUUAUUUGUUGGAUAUUUUAUAGAUUUUCAAAGGAGCAAAGUGGGAAACAAAUUUAAGAUGAUUGAUAAGUUGCAAAUUCAAAAAUCCAAAAAUUAUUAUAGAAUAAUAAAUCAAUGAUGUAUCUAGACAAAAUUUCUGAAUGGAUAUACUUUUAUGUUUUUCAUAAUAUUCAACGAUAUUUGCUGUGUUGUAAUACAUAUUUAUUUUAAACAAUGUGGCUGCAGUGAAACAAAUUAUUUCAUGAUAUCUAGCUUUUGGGUGAACAAAGAAGAAAGUCAACUCUAUAGUUUACCCUGUGUUCAUUGUACUCUAAAUCACUUCAUUUGUAUGCCUUUCUUUAUUAAAGUACAGAAAAUUCUUUAACAAUUUUGUGAUUUUCAUAUGCUAGUGUUAUUUGUAGUUUUUAAUUGAAAUGCCAUGGUAUUCCAAAUUCUGUGAUGAAAAGGUAUAGUAUUGAAAAAGAAAAUGAAGUAUUUGUUCAACACUAUUUAAUUUCUGUAAAGGGGCAUAUUUAUAUUUAAAAUGAUAUUAUAUUGUCAAAAAUAAUAUUUUAUAGUAAAAUGUAUCUUUUUAUUUAUUGCUCAAGACAAAGGUAUUUUUUAUAAGCAACCAAAAAUGAUUUCACAAAAUAAAAAAUGUUGCAGACAUAUGGAAAUAAGUAGUAGUAAUAGUAAAAUAGUUACAAAAAAAAUGUAAAUAAAGUAUGCACAUGCAUUUGUUAAAAUGUUCAUUCACUACUCUUUUUUGAAGGCAUGAGUUUGAAUCCCACUGGAAAUGGGUAUCAAAAAUAUGUUUUUUAAUUUAUUUAUUUUUUUAUCACCUUAGCACAUAAUGCUCAUGGUGAGCUUGUGUGGUUGCUUUUUGUUUGUCUUUCAUCAUUUUAUAUCCUUUACCAGUAUUUGAAUUGUGAACUCUCUAGAAACCACAUUUAUUGCCCUUGCUCAGUCUUGAUUAAACUCAUUUGUCCCAAUUAUAUCAGUCGAGUUUGAAACUAUGAUAAAAACUAGGUGCCUGGAUUAAAUUUAAGAAAGCUCUUAUGAACAGAUUCUUGACCAUUUUAACAUCGCUUCAGCCUGGCAGGGCAUUUUUCCUUACAUUUCAAUAGCAAACAUGUUUAAAACUCUUUAUCUUUAUUUUUUUGCCCAAUCUUCAUAAAACUUGUUCAGAAUAUUUGUUUUCAUUAUAUCUUGGCUGAGAUAAAAAGUGGUUAUGGUUUGUAGAAAAAAAAAUGGCAACCACAGGGCCAUUUUUCUUUAAAUUGCUUUAGAAAAACCUUGUAAACUCUCUAGAGAACACAUUUUUGCACAAUCUUCUUGAAACUUGCAAAGAAAGUUUGUCCCUAUGAUAUCUUGAUUGAUUUUAAAAAUGGUUCUUGUCAGUUGAAAAGCAUGGUUGCUAUGGGUGCAGUGAAGUUUACAUUAUAUUGCUAUGUAUAACUUUGUGUGAAAACUCUAGAGGUCACAUUUAUUAUGCCCUCCUUCGAAGAAAAGGGGGUAUAUUGUUUUGCUGGAUGUCGGUCCGUCUGUCUGUCGGUAGACCAGUUUGUUUCCGAUCAAUAACUUGUGAACAGAAGGACCGAUUGGCUUGAUACUUCCCUUAAGCAUUGGUCUUGGACAGUGGAUGACCCCUAUUGAAAUUGGGGUCACUAGGUCAAGGUCUCUGUCACAAUAAGCGUAAAAAUCGUUUCCGAUCACUAACUCGUCAACGAAUUGACCGAUUAGCUUGAUACAUGUGCAUUGGCCGUUGACAGUAGAUGAUCCCUAUUAAAAUUGAGGUCACUAGUUCAAAUAUCUGUUUUGGGGGCAUAUGUCUCCGACCGCAGAACUCUUGUUUACCUAUUUAUCUUCAUAAAACUUGUCAACAAUAUUUGUCCCAAUCAUGUAACAAUUGACUCUGAAACAGGGAAAGUAGGGGUACAAAUCUAGGCCUCUGAAACAGGGAAAGUAGGGGUACAAAUCUAGCUCUGAAACAGGGAAAGUAGGGGUACAAAUCUAGGCUAUUUGGUCAAAUUUAGUAAAAAGCUUAUGGCGCUAUAGAGUUAUCUUUAUAUUGCCCAAUCUUAAUAAAAUUUUGUCAGAAUAUUUUUUGCAGUAAUAUCUUGCUCCAUUUCAAAACUGGGUAAAAGUGGUUAAAACCAUGUCACGAGGUCAAAGCCAGGGACACUCUUAAGAGGCCAGAUUUAUUGCCAAAUCUUUAGGAAACUUGUUCAGAAUAUUUGUCUUAAUGAUUUAUUAGUUAAGUCUCUCAACUGAGUUACUAGGGGCCAAAAACUAGAUUACUAGGUCAAAUUAAAUAAAUUUCUGGUAACAACUCUAAAAGCCAUAGCUAGUGUCCGAUUUUCAUGAAUCUUUUUCAGAACUUCUGUCUUAAUAAUAUUUUCAAUAAAAUCGAAACUCCGUCAUGUUGGGUCAAAUACGGAUUUAAAUUCACUGUAAAGAAAAACACUAUUAAAGCCACAUGUAUUUCCCAAACUUCAUGAAACUUGCUCAGAAUAUGUUUCAAGUUGAUAUGGGUCACGUUGGGUCAUAAACAUGGUCACUAGGUUAAAUAAUAGAAAAGGCUAAUUUUGGGUCGUGAAAUACUUAAGUAGGUCACUUGGUAGAAUGGAAGAAAAAGCCUUUGAACACUAAUGAGGCCAUAUUCAUUUCCCAAUCUUCACGAAACUUGGUCUGAACAUUUGUUCUAAUGAUUUAUCCAACAAGUUAGAUAUGAUUCCAGAAUGAUGAAAUCGGCUCCCAUUAUGGGGGAGUUUUUCUAAUCUGGCUAUACCGGUAGUUAAACCAUUUGAACACUCAAUAAAUCACAUCAGCAUUAAAGUGAUAUUAUGGGCAUCUAACAGUUUAUAGGUGUCUAUCUUAAUCGUUGUUUAUUUUUGGUGUUUUCACAUCAUAUUCACUUAUAUUUGUUAAUGCAGCAUCAACAUACUAGAACAAUAUGUCGGAAAGAGAACAAUAAUGCAUUUGAAUAUCAACCGUACUUUCGUUUGACAACUGAUCAUGCAUGUACAUUGUGAACCUAAAUUUAGUUUUAGUGCAAAUUCGUUUAUACGACACAAAGACACAAUUUUGUUUUACGGAUCAUUUCGGCUUACAGGACUGCUCGGGUCACGUAAAAUAUCGAAUAUAAAAUAUGUUUUUAUAAACAACUGGUAGCAAGAUGAGUUGCAGAUAAUUAAUCAGUAACCACCUUUUAACUUACUCUUUUGACCUGUUAAUUCUUUUCAGCUCAAUUCAACAGUGAAAAAUGCCCCUAGUAUCACUUUAAGCUUGCUAAUAAUUUUUAAAAUAUUUUGCUUUCAUGAUAUCUGGACUGAGAUUUAAAUAAUAGUUGAUUGUUAAAAAACGUGGCUGCCAUGUGUUUUGGCCCUUUUGUUCUAAGGAUUUCAUAAAUAUUAUUACUUUAUAAAUUCAUGUGUGAAAUGCGUGAAUAUGAAUUGUUUUAAAUACAUCUGUAUUUUUUGCCAAUAUAUCCCUUUAACUUCAUGUGUUUGUUGUGUGUAUGCUACUGCUGAUUUGGGCUUUUCUUUCAAAUGAUGCCAAUUGUUUUCAUGUGCUUUUUAUGUCCCCCACCACUAUAGUGGGGGACAUAUUGUUUUUGCCCUGUCUGUUGGUCUGUCUGUUGGUUUGCUCAAACUUUAACAUUUGCCAUAACAUUUGCAAUAUUGAAGAUAGCAACUUCAUAUUUGGCAUGCAUGUGUAUCUCAUGGAGCUGCACAUUUUGAGUGGUGGAAGGUCAAGGUCAUCCUUCAAGGUCAAAGGUAAAAAAAAAGUCAAAGCGGCGCAGAAGGGGACAUAGUGUUUCUUACAAACAAAAUUCUUGUUGAAAUAGUCCUUGUGUGCCAUACUUUAACCUUUUUGUAAUGUGUAUAUAACAUUUAAGCAAUAUAUGUUCAGCAUUACUUGUGUAGAACACAACAGAACAGAAUAGUUUAUUUAACUUGAGCAUAUAUAUACAGCUCAUCGUCGUUAACAUACAUAUACAAUAACAGCAUGCGUUACAGACUUUGAAACAAUAAAUAUUAGUGAACAGUGUACUAGAAAUAUUAUUUUCCUCACCCUUCUGUUUUCCUUCUUUAAACAUAUACGAAUAAUUUAAAAGAUCACAAAUGAAUAUUACUCUUAAUAACGUCAUAGUGAUAGAAAGUUUGGUAGAAAGUACAGGCUCUGUUAAAGUUAUUCUGGGUUGCAUUGCUUAUUAAGAAUACAUUUUAUAAAAUAAAAUAAAACAUAAA
Molecule: messenger RNA, 5999 nt
Organism: Dreissena polymorpha
Lineage: Eukaryota; Metazoa; Mollusca; Bivalvia; Myida; Dreissenidae
Product: actin-histidine N-methyltransferase-like
Exons: 13
Coding region: 202-1719 (505 amino acids)
Biological process (GO): peptidyl-lysine dimethylation; actin modification; peptidyl-lysine trimethylation
Molecular function (GO): histone H3K4 methyltransferase activity; histone H3K36 methyltransferase activity; transcription coactivator activity
Source: RefSeq, a predicted model, not a curated record